Molecule: messenger RNA, 756 nt
Organism: Gaeumannomyces tritici R3-111a-1
Lineage: Eukaryota; Fungi; Ascomycota; Sordariomycetes; Magnaporthales; Magnaporthaceae
Exons: 2
Coding region: 1-756 (251 amino acids)
Source: RefSeq, a predicted model, not a curated record
AUGCAUGCAACCGUCGCGGCUGACGACUCGAACAAGUCACUGACGAUGCAUUUCGCCGACAGCCCGAAUCACCGCUCUACAACAGCCUCUAUGGGAUUGGCAAUGGCUCCUCAUCGCCAGGCCCCGGGCCAGUUCAAAGAAGAGCCUAACGACUCGCCAGCCCGGCCCGGAUGCCCUGGGCUAAAAAAGCACGUUGUCGACAACGAACCCCUGGGCUUGCAACGGCGGCGGGGCUGGGAAACGCCCCUGGCGCCUCUUUCGAGCCCGCCACCAACAACAGCACUACCAGCAGCGGCGAUCCGACGCAGCUUUGUUGUCAAGCCCCUCAUUCUCCUCAGUCCCUACGCAGCCUCAGUGUCACGCUCGCGCAUCCAUAUUGCACAACGCCCACUGUCAUAUGACAACAAGCCUACCAUGCCCAUUUGGGGCCUAAAGCGGCAUCUACUGGCCUGGACUUGGUGGCUCUGGCAGUUUUCGCAUACUGUCUGGAAAGGUCUACCAAGCCCAAGUCAGCUUUCAAAGGCAACACUUGCGAGCAAGGAGGCCCAUGCCAAGCCUAGCGGCAGAUGGUACAGCACGGCGAUUCAGAUGGAUUGGCCGCAGGUCAGUCUCGUCUUGAUGGGCGGCGAGGAGCGCGGGCAAAGAGAAGGAACGGCUCCUCCAACUCCUCCACCGGCGUCAACGGAGCAAAUGACCUCGCUGCGCUGCGAGAUAGCGCUCUACAGAGCCGUUCCUCUCAUUAGCCGUUGGGCUUAG